Molecule: messenger RNA, 1650 nt
Organism: Zymoseptoria tritici IPO323
Lineage: Eukaryota; Fungi; Ascomycota; Dothideomycetes; Mycosphaerellales; Mycosphaerellaceae
Exons: 1
Coding region: 100-1650 (516 amino acids)
Biological process (GO): fatty acid metabolic process
Molecular function (GO): medium-chain fatty acid-CoA ligase activity
Source: RefSeq, a predicted model, not a curated record
CGACAGAUAGAGGCGGCCGAGGACUACACUUCUGGGAUCAAGCUGUAGGUGAUACUUCUCGCUUCUUUGUUUUCUUCCUUCUUCUCCAAGCACCACACUAUGGCCACGCUCUCCAACUCGUUCUCGUCGACCUCGACCGCCACGGCCGUUAUCGUCCCAGGUCCGCCUACGCUCGAGAUCUCCUACAAACAGCUCCACGCCGAUGUCCUCAAGUUCCAGCACAAGCUCGCGAAGCUCGGCAUCACACCCGGGGCCGCCGUCUCGAUCGCCCUUCCCAACAGCUAUCCCUUUAUCGUCGCGUUUCUAGCCGCCGCAUGGCAACGAGGAAUCGCUGCUCCGCUCAAUCCAGCGUACAAGCAGAGCGAGUUCGAGUUCUACAUUGAUGAUCUGUCGUCCGCUUUGGUGCUUGUGCCGCAAGGCCAAGCUGAUGGACCUGCUGUAAAAGCCGCGAAGAGAUACAACGCCGCGGUGGCCGAGUGUUAUCUUCAUCCGCUCACGCAUGAGGUGGUUCUGGACAUCAAGGAUCAAGGGAAGCUCUCCGGUCGUGGUAAUGUUGCCGUGGAAAAGGCACAGCCAGAGGAUACUGCGCUGGUCCUGCACACAUCCGGUACGACAGGUCGUCCGAAGGCUGUUCCUCUCUCUCACCGUAACCUGACCCGAACGAUGUCGAACAUCCAAAAUACCUACCAAUUGAGCUCUGCCGACCGCACAAUGCUUGUCAUGCCACUUUUCCACGUCCACGGACUGCUAGCCGGCUUCCUAGCACCACUCUCCUCUUCUGGCUCCGUUAUCGUUCCCGGCUCUUUCAGCGCAACGACAUUCUGGAAGCAGUUUGUCGCCCACAAGGCCAACUGGUAUACUGCCGUCCCCACAAUCCAUCAGAUCCUCUUGAAGAACAGCACUCAAUGGCCGUCUCCCAUUCCCAACAUCCGCUUCAUCCGAUCCUGCAGUUCUCCACUCUCCCCCAAAGUCUUCCACGAUCUGGAGAAGAACUUCAAGGCACCUGUCCUCGAAGCCUACGCCAUGACCGAAGCCGCCCACCAAAUGACCUCGAACCCUCUCCCACCCGCCGUGCGCAAGCCCGGAUCUGUCGGUCUCGGUCAAGGAGUGGAAGUCAAAAUCCUCGAUCAGUCCGGCAAGGAGGUCGUACAGGGCUCCGAGGCGGAGAUCUGUAUUCGUGGACCGAAUGUGACAAAGGGAUACAUCAACAACGACAAAGCGAACGCAGAGUCGUUCACCGAGGGUGGCUUCUUCCGAACAGGAGAUCAAGGGAAGAAAGAUGAGGAUGGAUAUGUAAUUAUCACGGGCAGGAUCAAGGAGCUCAUCGUGUACGGAGGUGAGAAGAUCAGCCCGAUUGAAUUAGAUAACAUCCUCGCACAGCAUCCGGCCGUGGCCGAAGCUGUGGCUUUUGCCAUCCCGGAUGAAAUCUACGGCCAGGUGGUCGGCAUGGCGGUGGUGCUCAAGGAUGGACAGAAGGCUGGAGAAGAGGAGAUCAAGGAGUGGAUGCGAGAGAAGGUUGCAAAGUUCAAGGUGCCGAAGAGAGUCUUCAUCUCAGAGAAUAUGCCCAAGACAGCGACGGGCAAGAUCCAGAGAAGGAUUGUGGCAGAAACGAUGCUCAAGGCUGCUGAAGGCCCGAAGGCGAAGUUAUAG